This is a messenger RNA of Linderina pennispora, 1492 nucleotides long. RefSeq names its product putative cytochrome P450 monooxygenase. Lineage: Eukaryota; Fungi; Kickxellomycota; Kickxellomycetes; Kickxellales; Kickxellaceae. The coding region runs from base 1 to 1428 and encodes 475 amino acids. The transcript has 4 exons. The record is from RefSeq and is a predicted model, not a curated record. Gene Ontology annotation, molecular function: monooxygenase activity; iron ion binding; oxidoreductase activity, acting on paired donors, with incorporation or reduction of molecular oxygen.
AUGUCGCGUCUUCAAGAUCCCGACUCUUCUACGCGCUGUUUUCUCUCGCCCCUCCGCAAUAUCCCUGGGCCCCUGACUGCGCGGCUGACCAACCGGCGGGCCGAAGUGAUCAGCGCCACAGGCAACGCGAUAAAGUGCGGGGAGCGCGACUCGAUCAAAUACGGCGACAUCUACAUAUACAAGCCAAACGCGGUGUCGAUUUCCAACCCAUCCGACUGGAAAAUGGUGCUGGGCUCGCUAAAGUUCCUAAAGUCCGACUACUACAGCGGCAUCGAUUUGUUUGACAUCCAGAACACACUGUCGGGGCGCGACCCGAAAUUCGUCAGCGUGCGCAAGCGCCAGCUGGGCCCGUACUUUGCCUACGGAUAUCUGGUGAAAAUGGAGCCGACGAUUCUGCGCUGCGGCAUAAAGUCGCUCAAGAACGCGUGGGACGCGCAGCUCGCGCGCAGUCCGACCGGCGAGAUCGAGAUUAACUACAGCAGAGACUACAUUCUAGCCACCAUGGAUACUAUUGGCGGACUGGUGUACGGCCAGGAUUUCAAUUGCGUCAAAAACCGCGACAACACGCUGGCGCAGCAGCUGCUAUGCUCCAUCAAGUUCCAGGCAGCGCGCUCGAUGAUCCCGAUCACCAGAUACUACCCGUUCUCGAAGCUCCUGGCGCCGCUGGAGCGCCCGUUCCGCAAGUACGAGCGGUUCUGUCGGGCGGCCAUUGCGAAGCGGCGCGCAUACCUGGCUGAGGGCGGUGACAAGCCGGCGGAUCUUUUGCAGGGCUCCAAGGUGCGCAUGGACGAGACCCAGAUUGUCUCCGAGUCCAUGGUGAUGAUGGCGGCGGGCGCCGACACCACCUCAAAUACGCUGCUGUGGACCACACAUCUAUUUAUGCUGUAUCCGGCUGUCUAUGUGCGCGUCUGCAACGAGGUGCGCGAAAAAUUCGCUCCCGACCACCUGAUCACGUACCAUGAGGCCAAGGCCCAUCUGCCGUACCUGGAAGCCUGCAUCUUCGAGACCAUGCGCCUGUGUCCGAUUGCUGGCGGGCAGGCGCCGCGCGGCCACUUUCUGCCCGCAGGCACCGAGGUCUACCUGAACUUCCGCGGCGUACACACCAACAGAAAGACAUGGGCUGAUCCAUUCCGGUUUGUUCCAGAACGCUUCCUGGACAACGACGAGUCGAAGCGCAACUUCUAUGCCUUUGGUGGUGGUGCGCGCACCUGUCCAGGCCGCAACCUGUCGUGGGUCGAGCUGUUCACAAUUAUGGCAAAUAUGCUGAAGGACUACGAGCUCCGGAUGCCCGAUGAUCUGACGUACCUGGGCCCGGAAAUCGUGGACGAGCAUGGGUGUCCGAAGAAGAUGGACUCAAAGUCGUUCUUUGUUAAUACCCCGAUUUACCCAGACCGCGACUGCAGGAUGGUCUUGUCCAAGCGCGUCUAAAAGGGCUAGAGAUGGCUUUAUUGUUUUUUUUAUUCACCUGUAUCAAUUCAUUCCUCUGUCUCCG